This is a messenger RNA of Syngnathus typhle (broad-nosed pipefish), 4006 nucleotides long. It is a transcript of the gene dis3l2, whose product is annotated as DIS3 like 3'-5' exoribonuclease 2. Gene Ontology annotation, molecular function: 3'-5'-RNA exonuclease activity; RNA binding. The coding region runs from base 104 to 3163 and encodes 1019 amino acids. The record is from RefSeq and is a predicted model, not a curated record. Lineage: Eukaryota; Metazoa; Chordata; Actinopteri; Syngnathiformes; Syngnathidae. Gene Ontology annotation, biological process: miRNA catabolic process. The transcript is spliced from 21 exons. Gene Ontology annotation, cellular component: P-body; exosome (RNase complex).
UGAAUUUAGUAUUUUCCACAAUUUUCAUGAACGCGUCAAUUUGACGACAGCGGAAGUCAAUGGGUCAAGCUUGUGGUUCGUGUUCAUAAGCGAGGCUUUUAUAAUGCACAUGGAUUCUUCUCGGCAACCCAAGAGGGUCAACCCAAAAUGGGAGGCGAAAGGCAGUCAAAGUGAGUCUAAAGCUCCCUGUCGCAAAGAUGCCUAUGCCAGACUUCUGAGCCAGCACCGCAGCAGCACCUUCACAAAAUUCCUGGAGCAAUAUGCCAAGGAGUCAUCUCUCCCUAAAGAAGACAAUGGACCUACCAGACUUCUUCAAGCUCAGAGUGACAAGAUGAGCAUACCCCAAGGAAAAAGGGAUCUAAUGCCAAAUCAUUUAUCUGAUUCCAGUGACUUUUCCCCUUCUUCCUCAAAAGAUAAAGGCGACGAUAGCUCCUUGUCAAUGUAUAUGGUGAAAUUGAGCAUUCAAAAUGCACAGAAUGACAACGAGAAGAACCCAGGUGUGUCUGAAAAGCACAGGAAGGCACAGAGAAGGGAUACUGCCACUAGCCAAGAUGGUGACAUUGAGUCGGGAGAGGAGCUAAGUUCUUCAGACCCAAAUGAUUCCAAGAGGCAGCAGCGUCAGCGGAAGAAAAAUAAAGACACCAGCAAAGAAAACCUCUCCAAAGACAGCAGCCACUUUGCUGAGAAUGCCCAAAGUAAAGCCAAUGUAACUGAACUAGAACACGAGGAGACAAGGAACAAAAAGAAUCCGUCCAAGCAGAUGGAGGAGGGGAAGCAAAAAGCUCUAACAUCUAAAUGUUCAGGUGACAGUCAUGAUUUCAACAAAGUACAAAAACCUACAGCAUCCAAUGCCAAUUUGCCUGCAGACAAGAAUAAGAACAAAGGAGGCCGAGGAUCAAGGAAACAAGUGUUCGAACCCUAUAUGACUGCUGAAGAGGUUUCGCGGGGCCUUCAAAGGGGGCAAUUUAUUCAGGGACAAUUGCGAAUAAACCCCAAGAAGUACCAUGAUGCUUUCAUCCUGUCUCCUGAUGAUACACGAGAUAUAUUUUUGGAUGGCAUAAUUGCUCGUAAUAGGGCAUUAAAUGGAGACAUUGUCGUGGUGCAAAUCUUACCUCAGGAACAAUGGAAGGUGGUGAAGUCUGAUUGUGAGGGAAUCAGUGAGGCAGAAGCCCAUAAGAAAAACCUGAUCCAAACAGCCCAAAAGAAGAUUGUACAAGCAGACCAUCUGGAAAACACCUUCACACCACAGUCCACUAGUGAAGUCUUUCAAAUGACUGCUAAAGUGGUGUACAUUGUUGAAAAGAAGCACUCAAGGGCUGUGACAGGCUCUCUGAAAUUUCUACCCGACAAGCCAUUUGCAAUGUUCUCUCCUGUGGACCACCGCGUGCCCAGGAUUAACAUUCCCCUGUCCGAUUGUCCAGAAGAUUUUAUCUCCCGCCCUGAUGAUUACACCAACACGCUCUUCAUCUGCCGCAUCACCAAUUGUCCGGCUGACAGCAACUUUGCAGAAGGUCGACUGGCGAAAACUUUGGGCCAGGCUGGGGAAAUCGAGCCGGAAACAGAGGGCAUUCUUAUAGAGUACGAUGUGGAUUUUUCAGAAUUCUCUGAUAAAGUCAUAGAUUGCUUACCCAAGAAUUUGCCUUGGAACAUCCCACCCGAGGAGCUGGCCAAGAGAAAAGACUUAAGGAAAGAGUGCAUCUUCACAAUCGACCCAGCGACCGCCAGAGAUUUGGAUGAUGCCUUGUCCUGUAAACAGCUUCCAGAUGGCAACUAUGAGUUGGGGGUCCACAUUGCUGAUGUCAGUUAUUUUGUGGAGGAGGGCAAUGAUUUGGAUCAAAUCGCCAGCCGGCGAGCCACAACUGUAUAUCUUGUCCAAAAAGUCAUCCCUAUGUUGCCAAGGCUGCUUUGUGAGGAGCUAUGCAGUUUGAACCCUCUCGCUGACAGGCUGACCUUCUCCGUCAUUUGGAAAAUCACACCAGAAGGAAAGAUUCUGAAUGAGUGGUUUGGGCGCUCUGUGAUUCGCUCGUGUGUCCAGUUGAGUUAUGAUCAUGCUCAGAGUAUGAUUGAGGCCCCUGAAAAGAAGUUUUCUGCCCAAGAGCUGCCUCCUGUGGACCCAGAGCACGACAUUGACGUGAUCCACCAAGCAGUGCUCAACCUGCAUUCCGUUGCAAAGAAGCUCAGAGCUCAGCGUUUGUCUGGAGGAGCGCUCCGAUUGGACCAGCUGAAACUCUCUUUCCAAUUGGACAAAGAGACAAUGAUGCCCCAAGGCUGCUACAUUUACGAGUACAAAGACAGUAACAAGUUGGUUGAAGAGUUUAUGCUACUGGCUAACAUUGCCACAGCUCACCAUAUAUACAAAUGCUUCCCUAAGCUUGCAUUGCUCAGACGCCACCCUCCACCCAAGACUAAGAAGGUGGAGGAGCUACAAGAGCUGUGUGAUGAGCUGGGCUUAGACAUUGACAUUUCUUCUGCCGGCGCAUUGAAUAAGAGUCUACUUUCCAUUCUUGGUAAAGAUCAAUAUUCCAUUGCCCGGAAGGAAGUGCUCACCCACAUGUGCUCCAGAACAAUGCAGAUGGCAGUAUACUUUUGUGCGGGGGUAUUUGAGGAGGAAAAGCUUUUUAAGCAUUACGCCUUGAAUGUUCCUCUUUACACUCACUUCACAUCACCCAUCAGACGAUACGCUGACAUCUUGGUGCACAGACUGCUGGCAUCUUCACUGAACUGCGGUCCCAACUUAGCACUGUCAACAGAGGAAAUCAAAAAACAGGCUUCACGCUGCAAUGACAAAAAAACUGCAUCCAAGAGAGUGCAAGAGCUGAGCUCUGAGCUCUUUUUCGGAGUUUUUGUAAAGGACUGUGGCCCCCUGGACUCCGAGGCCAUGGUGAUGGCCGUGUUGGAUCAGUCCUUCGAUGUGCUGGUUCUGCGCUAUGGAGUGCAAAAACGCAUCUACUGCAAGUCUGUCACCGGCCUGGCCUCGUUCCAUCAUCGCAAGGUCAGGAAACAAUCUGAGCUGACCCUCCUGUGGAAACCAGAGGACCCACAAGCACCUCCAUUUGAGCAGGUCAUUUCCAUCUUCACACUAGUAGAGGUGCAACUCAAAGCCGACAGCGUGCCCACAAAGUGCAGCGCGUUACUCAAGAGGCCCAAUGCGAUACCCCACUGAGUAUUUGACACGUCAUGGAAGCAGUGUUAUUGUUUUACACAUGGACACUAUAAUGCAUCGGACAUUGUAACUUGAAGAAAGAAAGGCUAAAAAAAAACUUUGAACUUGCUAAUUAAUGCUAGUAUGCCGAUGUAUAGUGUAAAAGGUAGAAAAGACAGAUUACAGACACUGUAUUUUUAAUUUAAUAUAAUAUAUUUUAUAGUCUUAGGAUACAGGAAGUUCUUUUGGUAAAAUCUAAAUGAUUGUAAUGAGUUUUAUAGGUUGCGUGGCUUUAGCCCCAAGUACAUGAGAGCUUUUACUAAUUUAGGUUAAUACCGCAAACAGCAUUUCCAGAAAAUGGCUUGUACACAAAGCUGAAAGCAAACUCUUGCUACUCAUUUGUCCGCUAACAGGCUCAAUAAGUUGAAUCCCUGCCUAGUUUUUAUUUUAAGAUUUGGGGUAAACUUGAAUAUAAAUUGCUGCUGAACAUGGUUACCGUUUUACGCUGUCUUAUAGCUAGUUUUCUUUUUUUUAUUUUAAAUCUUUUAGACAUUUUGACCUUUUACUUUUGAAUAAGUCUCCGUUAUACCUUACAAGUACCUAAAAUACUAGUAAAAUAGUACAUGUAGAGUUUAACUGAACUGUGCCAUUUUAUUUUAAACAGUGUUUUCUUAUUUCUUCUCUUUAUGAUGCAUGCAUUGUUUUUGUUUUGCUCAGUCUGAGCUUUAAAUGUACCGUCUUUUUCCAUGUAUAAUGCGCAAAAUUUAACUAAUUUAUUGUCCUAAAAUCUGGGGUGCGCAUUAUACAUGGGUAGGUACAACAAUUUUUGAAGAGAAUCUCCCUCAAAAUAAAACUUGAAAUCAC